GCCUUGUUUUCUUUUAUAGUGAUAACUGCCAUUGUGAUUUUAUGCCUCGUGACAUUUCCUCUUCAGAUAGCCAUGAUAGUCAUGGGUAAGUUUUUCCAGUCAAUUAAUUUGUAAUAGUUCCACCUUAGAAUAGUCCAGUACCAUUGCUCACUAUUAUUCUGUCAAUCAAAUUCUUUUCUACUGGCUAUGAUGCUGACUACUGCCUUGGUUGUCAAAACCUGAAUCAUUACAAUCAUGACCUUGAUAAUCAUUUCCUACUGAGUAAUAACAGAAAUGACAAUGUUAAAAGAACUGAGAUAUAAAUGUACUGCCUUUGUCUUUCAAACACUCGUGUGGCUCGAACUCGCCCCACGUAACUGAGGGAAUCUUUUCCAUCUGGAUUCUGGAUUCCACGCCGUGGAUUCGGGACUGCAUGUACUGGAUUCUAGCCUUUGUCAGUAGAACUUGAAUUUUGGAUUCCAAACGUUAGUGGGAUUCUGGAUUCCUUGAGAUGUAUUCCCGAUUUCAAAGCUCAGGAUUCAGGAUUCCACAAGCAAAAAUUUCGCGGAUUCCGGAAUUCGAUUUCUGUUACAUGUGGAGAUCGAAUGGCCACGUAAGAUGGCGGUCCGAUCUCUUGUACAAGAUGCAAGAAUGGUUUCCUCAUAUAGUACUUUCGUGCUUAAUACAAUGACAAUCAAAUAAAGUACAUUUUUUCUUUUGUCUUAGGUGCAAAAUACAAGGAUGACUGUCCUGCGGAAAACAUGAUCCCAAUUUACUUAAUAGUGGCCGGAUCAGCUGGUCUGUUCAGUAUUUGUUGCGCCGGGGGAGUAAGAUGCACAAGUCAGGAAGAUGAUCAGCAAACCGUGAACCCGCUCAGCGGUCUCAUCCAACUCUUUCUGUUCGCUUGGUUCAUUGCUGGAAAUGUGUGGAUAUACAGUAACUACGAGCCUAACUACACCGACCCCAGUAGCCCUGAUUUCUGCAACAAAACGCUGUAUCUAUUUGCCUUCUGGGUUACUAAUUCGUAUUAUAUCUUGUUUGGUUUCGUGUUAGGAAUUAUGUGUUUAAUAGGCAUGGGAGUAGCUUGUGCUAGCCAGAGUGAGGUCUAA
This is a messenger RNA of Porites evermanni, 1088 nucleotides long. Lineage: Eukaryota; Metazoa; Cnidaria; Anthozoa; Scleractinia; Poritidae. The record is from the annotation of a GenBank genome assembly.